Molecule: messenger RNA, 421 nt
Organism: Ananas comosus (pineapple)
Lineage: Eukaryota; Viridiplantae; Streptophyta; Magnoliopsida; Poales; Bromeliaceae
Exons: 2
Coding region: 5-325 (106 amino acids)
Source: RefSeq, a predicted model, not a curated record
GGAAAUGUUUGGUAAGUUCAUUCUUCCUUGCAUUGCUGCCAUGUUCAGGCUGGUGGCCGCUCGUGCCAAUAGACUUGCAAAUUGGUCCGUACGGCUGUGGUUUGAAACCCAGCUUGCUGUUGCAUUACGCGUCGAGUUUUAUGUUUGCGGUGGCCACCACGGUGCUGAUUUGCUGCUGCUGCCAAACCACUGCUCAUCUCCAGUCUUUUCUGUUCAUGCCUUUCCGGCGCGAAGGCUAGUUUCUGAAACUCGCAGUUUCUCCCUCAUUAAACUGUUUCUUUGCCAGAUUUCCAUUUUGCCAGCACGUUCUAAACAUGAGUGCUAGCAAAUUAAACAAGCUCGAAAGUUCGACCAUGAGUUUGGGUGAAACAAACUUACCCUAAGUUCAGUUCUCCUGCCCUUCAGGGCCAAACAUACCUUU